Tripterygium wilfordii is the source of this 2187-nucleotide messenger RNA. RefSeq names its product putative clathrin assembly protein At5g57200. The record is from RefSeq and is a predicted model, not a curated record. The transcript has 15 exons. The coding region runs from base 77 to 2050 and encodes 657 amino acids. Lineage: Eukaryota; Viridiplantae; Streptophyta; Magnoliopsida; Celastrales; Celastraceae. Gene Ontology annotation, molecular function: SNARE binding; 1-phosphatidylinositol binding; phosphatidylinositol-4,5-bisphosphate binding. Gene Ontology annotation, biological process: clathrin coat assembly; vesicle budding from membrane; clathrin-dependent endocytosis. Gene Ontology annotation, cellular component: clathrin-coated vesicle; clathrin-coated pit.
GAAGGUCUUUCCUUUCUUUGAGCCUGACAUAUCAGCUUCUUCAUGCCUCACCUUUUUUAAUAUUACAAACAAUAUAAUGAUAUUUAUUAGUAUUAAAGUGAAAAAAGAACAUCAAAAUUACUCAUCUGCGCUGCGCAGAUUGUGGGAGGGAGAGAGUGGUCGUUUGGUUUGUUUGGUAUUUUCUGUUAGAGAGAAGAAGAAAAGAACAACAAAUUUACUCUCUCACUCCCUCUCUCUCGGAUCAAAACAGAACCAGAAAGAAACCACAAUCUUCUGGUUCAUUCAAAUGAUGGGAACGUUUUGGAGUUUGAGGAAGGCAUAUGGGGCUCUCAAGGACUCAACCAAGGUCGGCCUUGCCAAGGUCGACAGCGAAUUCAAGGAAUUGGAUAUUGCGAUUGUGAAAGCCACAAAUCAUGUUGAACGUCCUCCCAAGGAACGUCAUGUCCGAAAAAUCUUUUCAGCUACAUCAGUGGUACGUCCACGAGCAGAUGUCGCGUACUGCAUUCACUCACUGGCCAAGAGAUUAUCCAAGAACAAAGAUUGGAUUAAUGUUGCCUUAAAGAUAUUGAUAGUCAUUCAUAGGACAUUAGGAGAAGGUGACCCUACCUUUCGAGAGGAGCUUGUAAACUAUUCACGUAGAGGACAUAUUCUCCAAAUAUCCAAUUUUAAAGAUGACUCCAGCCCUAUGGCCUGGGAUUGCUCUGCAUGGGCUCGGACGUAUGCGCUCUUUCUAGAGGAACGACUUGAGUGUUUUAGGAUCUUAAGAUAUGACAUUAUGGCGGAGCGUUUGAUGAAAUCAUCACCCGGGGCCACUAAGGCACAUAGUAGAACGAGGCUUUUGAAUGGUGAUGAAUUAUUGGAGCAACUACCUGCAUUGCAGCAGCUUCUUUAUUGUCUUAUUGGUUGUCAGCCUGAAGGAGGAGCGUAUUGCAAUUAUCUGAUUCAGUAUGCCUUGGCCCUGGUCUUGAAAGAGAGCUUUAAAAUAUAUUGUGCAAUCAAUGAUGGAAUCAUCAAUCUUGUGGACAUGUUUUUUGAUAUGCCAAGGCAUGAUGCAGUCAAAGCUCUUACUAUAUACAAAAGAGCUGGUCUACAGGCAGAAAAUCUUGCCGACUUUUAUGAGUAUAGCAAACUCUUGGACCUUGCAAGGAGCUUUCAGUUUCCAACACUGAGACAGCCACCUCCAUCUUUCCUUGCCACAAUGGAAGAAUAUAUCAAAGAAGCACCUCAGACUGGUUCUGUUCAGAAACGACUGGAGUACAGAGAAAGGGAAGAAGAGCCACCUAAACUUGAAGAGCCUUCAGAACCUGCAGAAGAAGUUAAAGCAGUUAACGAGGAUAAUCCGGAUUCAGAGACCGAGAAAGAAGAAACUCCACAUCAAGAGGAGGUGGCAGAAUCUCCACUGAUAUCAACUGAUGACACUGGAGAUCUGCUGGGUCUGAUGAAUGAAGUGAAUCCAAAAGCUUCAGAACUAGAGGAAAGUAAUGCAUUGACUCUGGCAAUCAUUACACCUGGGAAUGAUCUUCCGUUUUCAUCAACUAGUGCGUUGAGUGAACUUGGUGCGCCAAAUGCUACCGGAUGGGAGCUAGCACUCGUAACCACACCAAGCAACAAUACUGGUCAUGUGGUAGAGAGCAAAUUGGCUGGUGGGUUCGACAAGUUAUUACUUGACAGUUUGUACGAAGACGACACUGCAAGAAAACAAAUACAACUGCAGAAUGCAGGGUAUGGAUAUGGUGGGAUGGCCAUACAAAAUCCGUUCGAGCAACAUGAUCCAUUCGCAAUGUCCAACUGCACAGCACCCCCACCAAAUGUGCAGAUGGCCUUAAUGGCUCAGCAGCAACAACAAUACCAACUGCAGCAACAACAAUUCCAACAGCAGCAAAUGAUGCUGCAACAAAAUCAAAGCAUGUCCAUGAUGGCACCUUACCAAUACCAACCUCAAUAUUCUCAACAACAUAUGCAGCAGAUGAGCUCGAAUCCGUUCCGCGAUCCGUUCCCAGCUCUCCCGCAAAACUCAAUGCCACAACAGGGAAACCAUAUGCUUCUGUAGAGUCCUUCAUUCUUCAUUUAUUUUUAUUCUUUCUUUGAUUCUUUUGAGUAGGGGGAGUUUCACUAGGUCAUUCUUUGUUCUCUCAGUAAAAUUAUAAAAUGGUAUGUCCUUCUGUAUUGAUAGAACAAAUGAUAAAU